Molecule: messenger RNA, 2241 nt
Organism: Trichoderma breve
Lineage: Eukaryota; Fungi; Ascomycota; Sordariomycetes; Hypocreales; Hypocreaceae
Product: RNA recognition motif domain-containing protein
Exons: 2
Coding region: 1-2241 (746 amino acids)
Cellular component (GO): cytosol; ribonucleoprotein complex; nucleus
Molecular function (GO): poly(A) binding; mRNA 3'-UTR binding; poly(U) RNA binding
Source: RefSeq, a predicted model, not a curated record
AUGGCCGCCAACACCACCUCGAACGCUGUUGACCAGCUCGCCAGCGAUCUCAACAACACAUCCCUCAAUGGCAGCGGCGAUGUCAAGGCUCCUGCCGUCGACACUGCCGUCAGCGCUGGUGCUGAGGAUGCCUCUGCUCCUACCCCCACCACCGCUCCUCACCCCCAGAACUCGGCCUCUCUCUACGUUGGAGAGCUUGACCCCUCCGUCACCGAGGCCAUGCUCUUUGAGCUCUUCUCUCAGAUUGGAGCUGUUGCUUCCAUCCGUGUCUGCCGUGACGCUGUCACCCGCCGCUCUCUUGGCUACGCCUAUGUGAACUACAACUCCACCCCCGAUGGCGAGAAGGCUCUGGAGGAGCUCAACUACACCCUCAUCAAGGGCCGCCCUUGCCGUAUCAUGUGGUCCCAGCGUGACCCCGCUCUGCGCAAGACUGGCCAGGGCAAUGUGUUCAUCAAGAACUUGGACGUUGCCAUUGAUAACAAGGCUCUCCACGACACCUUUGCUGCCUUCGGCAACAUUCUCAGCUGCAAGGUCGCCCAGGAUGAGAACGGAAACUCCAAGGGUUACGGUUUCGUCCACUACGAGACCGAUGAGGCUGCUGCUCAGGCCAUCAAGCAUGUCAACGGCAUGCUACUCAACGAGAAGAAGGUCUACGUCGGCUACCACAUCCCCAAGAAGGACCGCCAGAGCAAGUUCGAGGAGAUGAAGGCCAACUUCACCAACGUUUACGUGAAGAACAUUGGACCUGAUGUCACCGACGACGAGUUCCGUGAGCUGUUUGAGAAGUUUGGCGAUGUUACCUCAUCUUCUCUGGCCCGCGACCAGGAGGGCAAGCCUCGCGGUUUCGGUUUUGUCAACUUCACCACCCACGAGGCUGCCUACAAGGCUGUUGAGGACCUCAACGGCAAGGACUUCCGCGGCCAGGAGCUCUAUGUUGGCCGUGCCCAGAAGAAGCAUGAGCGUGAAGAGGAGCUGCGAAAGUCUUAUGAGGCCGCGCGCCUUGAGAAGGCCAAUAAGUACCAGGGUGUCAACCUGUACAUCAAGAACCUUGAUGACGACGUUGACGAUGAGAAGCUCCGACAGAUGUUCGCCGAGUUUGGCCCCAUCACCUCUGCCAAGGUCAUGAGGGACACCCCUCAGGAGGGCGACGAGGAGGUCAAGGACCAGGAGAAGGACAAGGAGAACCAGAAGGAGCCCGAGAACGAGGCCGAGUCUGCUGAGAGCGCCGAGAAGAAGGCCGAAAAGAAGGGCGACAAGAAGCUUGGUAAGAGCAAGGGCUUCGGCUUCGUCUGCUUCAGCAACCCCGAUGAUGCCACCAAGGCUGUUGCCGAGAUGAACCAGAGGAUGAUCAACAACAAGCCUCUGUACGUUGCCCUCGCCCAGCGCAAGGACGUCCGCAAGAGCCAGCUUGAGGCUAGUAUCCAGGCUCGCAACCAACUGCGGAUGCAGCAGGCCGCAGCGGCAGCUGGUAUGCCGCAGCAGUACAUGCAGCCCCCCGUUUUCUAUGCUCCUGGCCAGCAGCCAGGCUUCAUCCCCCAGGGUGGCCGUGGCAUGCCUUUCCCCCAGCCUGGAAUGCCUCUUCCCAACGUUCAGGGAGGUCGCCCUGGCCAGUUCCCCGGAUACCCCCAGCAGGGUGGCCGCAACGUUCCCCAGGGAAUCCCCCCCAACAUGUACGGCAUCCCCGGCCAGUUCCCUCCUCAGUUUGGACAGCCCGGAACUCCUCAGUUCAUGGCUGCCAUGCAGCAGGCUCAGCAGCAGGCCGCCGCUCUUGCUGGAGGCCGUGGUGGCGCUCCUCAGGGUGGUCGUGGUAACAUCGCCGGCAUGCCUCCUAAUGUCCAGGGUGGAAUGCCUGGCUACCCCCCCAACAACCGCCAGAACAUGGGCCGCAACAACAACGGCGGUAACAACAACGCUGGUCGCAACGGCAACUUCCCUAACCAGCCUGCUCGCGACAACAACACUUCCUCUCUGCUCCAGUCUCAGCUCGCUGCGGCCCAGCCUGCCCAGCAGAAGCAGAUUCUUGGAGAGUUGAUCUUCCCCAAGAUUCAGGCCAUCAACUCUGAACUUGCUGGCAAGAUCACUGGUAUGCUCUUGGAGAUGGACAACUCCGAGCUUGUCAACCUCAUUGAGGAUGAAGCUGCCUUGAAGGCCAAGGUUGACGAGGCGCUGGCCGUCUACGACGAAUACGUCAAGUCCCAGGCUACUGGUACCGAGAAGAAGGAGGAGGAGACCAAGGCUUAG